Messenger RNA from Talaromyces atroroseus, 3201 nucleotides. RefSeq lists its product as hypothetical. The transcript has 7 exons. Gene Ontology annotation, molecular function: ubiquitin-ubiquitin ligase activity. Gene Ontology annotation, cellular component: ubiquitin ligase complex; nucleus; cytoplasm. NCBI's taxonomy places the organism in Eukaryota, Fungi, Ascomycota, Eurotiomycetes, Eurotiales, Trichocomaceae. Gene Ontology annotation, biological process: protein polyubiquitination. The record is from RefSeq and is a predicted model, not a curated record. Bases 1 to 3201 code for a protein of 1066 amino acids.
AUGUCCGAACCGCUCUCAGAUGCCGAUAAAAUUCGCAAUAAGAGGUUAGCCAAAUUAGCUUCAUCGGCUUCAUCAACUCCAGAGUCUCCUGCAAGCAGUUCCCCACAGCCACCACCAUCAAGUUCACCGCAAUCUGAAUCAUUACAACGCGGUGCUACUGAGAUAUCAAAACAACAAGGUCAAGGCCAGAACGACAGCGUGGGAGCGCCUGAGAAAGGAAAGAGAAUAAAGAUAACCCCAGUCUCGUCCGCCACAAGCAAUGUGCCGUCACCAUCACCGUCGCCCGCGCCACCGAGGCGGACAGCUCCCAAGCAGGAGGAGUCCAUCGAGACAUUUGAGGAUAGGACACUACGAGCGCUGUUUUGUAUCACUCUCGAUGAGACCCAACAGAGGGAUGUGCACGGUCACAAGUUGACGUUCGUACCUGGAGUUCUCGCUGAGCUGAAAGAUGAGGGGUUGGAAACCAGGAUAUCUACUAGUGUCUUGGAUCAGGCGAUUCUGGAAGCUGCGUCGAACACAGGCCGCGGAAUCUCUCCUUUGGAUUACCUCUUGCCUUGCUGGAAGCGUGUGCGACGACUGAUCAAAGGAUUUCGCAAGACAUCAGAUGAUGACCCUAGAUUCGCCGUGGUCAGUGAGGCUAGACGCCUUUGCAUAAGUUACUCUAUUUUUGCAAUCACUAUGCCGGAUAUGUUUGGGCAAACACCGACUACCCGCUCACCAUUGAUCCUACAUCUUCUUCUCGAUGCGGAAGAUGACCGAGGCAUAGAUAUUGACUUCCUAUCGGAAGUUGUGAAGCAAUUUGAAGAACAAGAUGAUUUGAAAUCAACAAUCAUCACCACGGUGGAGCAAAUGAGUCAGGAGUUAGCCAUGAAGUCUAUGAAUGAUGACUACAAACCCUAUGUGACUGCUCUACGAAACCUCGUUCAUCACCCCGUUAUCGGUUCUGCUAUCACAGAGUCUCCGCGGUUCCUCAUUUCCACAGAUGCUGCAUCGUAUGAGCUGAGAACGAUGCUUGGUCCUUGGUUUCGUCUAUCCCCGCUUCAAGCCCCGGUGACUAUGACAUAUUUCUCCAGUCCCAAAACUCGAGAUCAGAGCUUUAUUUUGAACUCGCAGAGGUCGCUACGAAUGACACAGCAACUACUUAGCUCUGAUCUUCUUGAUAUCAUCAAUUAUUUGAUUCGCGCUUCCAGGGAGGCGAGAGAGAAGGUACUUGACUGGUUUGCGACUGCCAUCAACCUCAACCACAAAAGGAGAGCGAUGCAGGUUGAUCCCAGGACUGUGUCGUCUGAUGGCUUCAUGUUCAAUGUCACCACGACUCUGGACCAGCUUUGUGAACCGUUCAUGGAUGCGGCAUUUACAAAGAUUGAUCGCAUAGACGCGCACUAUCUUCAUCGAAACCCUCGCGUGCAGUUGCGUGACGAAACCAAGAUCAAUGCAGACCAGCAUGCAUCAGACGAAUUUUACUCCCGAAAAGUGGACGGCACAUCCAAUUUCAUUUCCGAAGUCUUUUUCCUGACUGUAGCAGCGCAUCACUACGGCAGCGAAUCGCUAACUUCCAAGCUAGACCAAUUAGAAAAAGACCUUCGCCAUAUGGAGUCGACCAUUAACAAGUUUGAGCUCGAGCGACAUAAAUGGAUACAUAAUCCGGCCCAAUUACGGACUUUCGAGGAUGCUUUAAAGAAGUACAAGGACAGACUUGACCUUGGUCUUGCUCUUAAAUACAGUCUUCAAGGCGUUCUUUUUGAUACCUUGUGGCAGACCCGUUCCAUGCAAUUCAUGAGAUAUGUCGUUGUAUGGCUCCUUCGUCUUGUUUCAUCAAUCGACCUUCCUAAGCAACAACUCGUCUUGCCUUUACCGGAAGAGGCUCGAGAGGUGUUCAAGUGUCUUCCUGAAUAUUUUAUUGAUGAUAUUGUUAGCAAUUUCAAAUUCAUCAUGUGGGCUAUGCCGCAAAUCGUCACCGCGACACAGGGAGAUGAGCUUGUGAUGCUGUGCAUUGCAUUCCUUGAGAGUUCACAAUACAUCAAAAAUCCUUAUCUUAAAGCUGGUUUGGUCUCUAUACUCUUUCGAGGAACCUGGCCUCGUCCCGGCGGAGCUAGAGGGAUACUCGUGGAUUUGCUCAACUCAAUGCCCUUUGCAAACCAGAAUCUCCUUCACGCUGUUAUGAAAUUCUAUAUCGAAGCUGAACACACGGGUACUCAUACACAAUUCUUCGACAAGUUCAAUAUUCGUUACGAGAUUUUCCAAAUCAUCAAAUGUAUCUGGAGUAAUCCAGCUUACAGGACUCAGCUCUCGAAUCAAGCAAAGCAGAAUCUUGAUUUCUUCGUGCGAUUUGUCAAUCUUCUUCUCAAUGAUGUUACUUUUGUUCUUGACGAAUCUUUUACGGCGUUUUUAACAAUCCACGACACGCAAGAGCUACUGAAUCGCGAAGGAAAUACCAUGGAACAAGCAGUGCGGCAAGAAAAGGAAGAGGCUCUGUCUGCAGCUCAAAGCCGAGCUAAGUCUUAUAUGCAAUUGACCAAUGAAACGGUUUCCAUGCUCAAAUUAUUCACAGAGGCACUGGCAGAUUCAUUCACCAUGCCUGAGAUCGUGCAACGGUUAGCAGACAUGUUAGACUACAACCUCGACGCCAUGGUAGGGCCCAGGAGCUCGAGUUUGCGGGUGACCAAUCUCCAAGAAUACGGCUUUAAUCCUCGGGCGCUCCUCAGUGAGAUUGUGGACGUGUAUCUGAAUUUGAUGAACAAAGAAAACUUUGUAUAUGCAGUGGCUCGUGAUGGCCGUUCGUACAAGCCGCAGAAUUUUGAGAAAGCUGCCGAGAUUCUUCGCAAGUGGGCAUUGAAGUCAGAUGAGGAGCUGGCCAGGUGGAUGGAGCUGCAGAAACGGGUCAAGAAUGCUAAGGAGGCGGAUGAACAGGCGGAAGAAGAUCUGGGAGAGAUUCCUGACGAAUUUCUUGAUCCGCUUAUCUACACCCUGAUGGAAGAUCCAGUUAUCCUACCCAGCUCGAAGGUCACAAUCGAUCGUGCCACGAUCCGCUCCCACCUGUUGAGUGACCCGAAUGACCCUUUUAAUCGAGCUCCAUUGCAAAUUGAAGAUGUCAUACCAAAUACGGACUUGAAAAAGCAAAUUGAAGAUUUCAAGACGGAGCGAAAAAAUGCUCGAUUGGAGGCCUUGAAAAAUGAUUCCAUGGAUACGACGACGGGAUGA